UCAUCACAUGUUCAUUUUUCUUUGUAAAAUGAACAACUUUGUAUCUUUCCUUCAACCACACUUUGGUUGGCAUUUUAUUUCUCUACUUAACUCUUCUGUCUUCCCCUCUUUGUAUUUCUAAAAGAAUCACAAAGAGAAGGUAACAAACAAUAUUUUUUUUGUUGGAAAAAAGAUCAUCAUGGCUAGUUUUGAAGAAAAAGUAUGUGUGUUCAAUGAUAUUGAAUCAAAGCCUCUUGGGGACCUAUGGUUUUUGGAAGAAAGCAGUGACUCUAGGGAAGACUCACCACAAAGGAUAAAUAAUUUGUAUUGGGAAUCUCAGUUGACACUUCUUGAGGAAAUUUUGGAACGAUACCAAAUGACUGGGUCAAAAUUGAGAAAAGAGGUUGAUGGAAUCAUAAACAGUAUCAAAACUUCUGAUUACUGUAGCUGCUUCAAGCCUAAUGACUCUUACAAUUGCACCAUCUGUUUGAGAAGAAGAGUGGCUACUAUACUAUGUGACAGAGGAUUCACUGCCAAUCUUUGUACAUCAAAAUGGAAAGCCACAGAUAAAUUUCCUGGAGGCUCGCACGAGUAUAUCGAAGUGAUUGCAGUCACAGCAACAAGGAAGAAACAAAUACGACUUCUGAUUGAACUGGAAUUCAAGGAGCAGUUUCAGAUUGCAAAAGCAUGUGAAGAAUACCGGAAACUAGUGUCUUGUUUGCCUCAAUUUUAUGUUGGGAAGCCAGAGCACUUAACCACAAUUGUUCGACUUGUUUGUGAAGCUGCAAAGAAAUCAAUGAAGGAGAAGAAAAUGUAUGUAGGUCCUUGGAGGAAGAGUGAAUUCAUGCAAAUGAAGUGGUCAGGUUUCAGGAGCUUUUCAGGAGCUCCUAAUGUUGUGGUAACAGUCAACUGAUUCUUUCUUCCAUUCCAAUUGUAGAUUUUGAAGGGGAAUUUGGACUCAAAACCUCUUCAUUAGUACGUAGAAUUUAUGGCACAACCACUGCAAUGUAGGAUUGUGUUGUGGAGCAUAGUAUACUAUAGACCAUUUGCAAUUUACUGUCCUUUAGGUCAAACUCGAAUGUUAUAUGUUACGGUGUAAUAUAUAUACAUUCGCCUAGAAGUAGCAACUAGUGUGUAUUUGUUGAAAUAUUUCCUAUUUAGUACUAUUUAUUUUCUUAUUUAAGAGUCAUUA
Trifolium pratense (red clover) is the source of this 1171-nucleotide messenger RNA. RefSeq lists its product as uncharacterized. The transcript has 3 exons. NCBI's taxonomy places the organism in Eukaryota, Viridiplantae, Streptophyta, Magnoliopsida, Fabales, Fabaceae. The record is from RefSeq and is a predicted model, not a curated record. The coding region runs from base 179 to 892 and encodes 237 amino acids.